Molecule: messenger RNA, 2256 nt
Organism: Hydractinia symbiolongicarpus
Lineage: Eukaryota; Metazoa; Cnidaria; Hydrozoa; Anthoathecata; Hydractiniidae
Exons: 4
Coding region: 1-2256 (751 amino acids)
Molecular function (GO): catalytic activity
Source: RefSeq, a predicted model, not a curated record
AUGUAUAAUUGCCCAUGCCAACAAAGAGAUAUUGAGGUUGUGGACAGAAGGUACCUUUUUGAAUUUGAUAUAAAUCAAAAUAAGUAUUGUCCAGAUCCAGAUAAUCUAAUCAACAAAACUUUCACUCCUAAUGUACACUCUAAAUAUUAUGAUACUCAUGAAUUUCAUAAGCUGAAAACUGAAACACACAAAAAUAAGUGUUUCUCUGCAAUGCAUACAAGCAUAGAGUCUCUCAUGCACAAUUUUGAUUCUUUACAUAGCCUUUUAAGUGACCUUGAUCAUAAUUUUGAUGUGAUAGCAGUUUCAGAAACUUGGAACUCUAAAGCUAGAAAAUCCACUUUCAGACCAGGUAUUCUUGAUGGAUAUCAUGAAUAUGUUGGACAAGUAGGAAAUUCAUUGAAAGGAGGGUGUGGAAUGUACAUAAAAGAAAAUAUUAAGUUUAAGGAGCGUAAUGAUUUAAGUGUUUCUUUUAUUGAUGAAAAUAAUGAGUACCAAUCAAAAUGGAUUAAAAUUAUUAAUAAUAAAAGUGCAAAUAUUUUAACUGCUGUUUUUUAUAGGCACCCUAAAAAGUCAACAGACGUAAGCUUUACUAACCAUAUUGAAAACACCUUACAAAAAUUAAAAAAAGAACAUAAAAACAUAAUCUUGCUUGGGGAUUUCAAUUACUGUCUUUUAAAUUAUGAAACAAAUAAGGAAAUAAGGAGAUUUGUGGAGUGUUUAUAUGAUCAUUUUUUGCAACCAUGUAUAACACAACCAACUCGUACUAUUUUAGGUGCCAAACCCAGCUUGAUUGACAAUAUCUUCACUAAUAUAGUAGAUAAGGAUAUAUCCAGUGGAAAUCUCAUUAGUAAAAUCACUGACCACAUGCCUAACUUUAUUUUUGUACAAAACCUUGUCAAUAUGACUCAAAAUGAUAAAAUUACAAAAAGAGACUUCUCCAAAUUCAAUGAGAUUUUACUUGAGAGAACGAAAAACUUCACUGAGCUUUCUUCCAAUGUGAAAAACAUUGCAACGAAACUGGAAAAACUAGAAUCAACUUUCCAGCAAGAUAUUGUAAAAUUGAAAUCAAAUUACACGAUAUAUAAAGAUUUUCAGGAACAACUAGUCUCAGUCAUCAACAAACAUGCACCUCUGAAGACAUAUUCUAAAAGGGAAAGUAAGUAUAAAUAUUAUUGUAAACAUCUAAAACAACUGAUCAAAACUUCAAAAGCAAAGUACUAUAAAGAAUAUUUCUCUGUGCAUUUAAACAACUCUAAAAAAGUUUGGAAGGGAGUCAAUGAAAUCAUUAACAAAAGGAAAAAAAUAGGAGUGGGUAACAUAUUCCUCAGUGAAAAUGAUUCUAUUGUUACUGAUCAGAAAAAAGUUGCCAAUAUGUUUAAUGAAUUUUAUGGAAGUGUCGCCAAAAAACUUGUUGAAAAACUUCCUAAACCAAUCACACAAUUUCAAGACUAUCUAAAAAAUCCUAACGAACACAGUAUUUUUUUGACAGAAGUAGAUCCAGGUGAAGUUUAUUUACUACUCUGCAAGUUAGACUCCAAAAAGGCAGCUGAUAUUUAUGGUAUCUCACCAAAAUUUUUAAAAAUCGCAGCGCCUGCAAUCAGCAGUCCUAUUGCUCAAAUUAUAAAUAAGUCUUUUGAGCUGGGGAAAUAUCCAUCGUUAUUGAAAACAGCAAAAGUAAUCCCCGUACACAAAGGAGAUUCAAAACUGGAUGUCUCUAAUUAUAGGCCAAUCUCCUUACUCCCUGUAGUAAGUAAGAUCUUUGAAAAGGUUAUGUUUGAUCGUCUAUACAACUUUGUAACCAAAAUGAAUCUUUUACACAGUAAGCAAUAUGGAUUCCAAAAAAAUAAGUCAACAGACCAAGCCAUUUUAGAUCUUCAGGCAAAUAUUGUGGAAAGACUGGAAAAGGGAGAGAUAUCAUGUGCUAUCUUUUUAGACUUUGCUAAAGCUUUCGAUACUGUUAACCAUCGUAUACUUAUUCAAAAACUAAAUUUUUAUGGUGUUAGAGGCCUAGCACUAGAUUGGUUUUCCUCAUACCUUACAAAUCGCACUCAAUGUGUAUCAGUGAAAAACAGCAAUUCACACUUCAUAAAUAUAGAGAAUGGAGUCCCUCAAGGCAGUGUACUAGGUCCACUUCUUUUCUUACUCUACAUAAAUGACAUUGUCACAGCUUCUCCAGUUCUUCAAUUUUAUUUAUUUGCAGAUGACACAGUAUAUUCUUCUCGCAUAAAAACAGACAAACACUUGAAAAAGUCUUAA